Messenger RNA from Notechis scutatus (mainland tiger snake), 807 nucleotides. RefSeq names its product adipogenin (gene ADIG). Lineage: Eukaryota; Metazoa; Chordata; Lepidosauria; Squamata; Elapidae. The record is from RefSeq and is a predicted model, not a curated record. Gene Ontology annotation, biological process: fat cell differentiation.
UUUUUCUGUUUCAAAUUAAAGUACAAGAUAUAAGGUGUACUGCAGUUUCUCGAAUUAUCGUCUAAUCUGUAACAUUUCCCUCUUAAUAGGCUUAAAGCCAGGGUUUUUAAAAAAAUAUCAGCUAUGUUGGAAUGAUAGCAUAGCUGCUUUGUGAUUCAAGUCAUGAUGUAGUAAAAGAGGGUAGUUACAAAAUGGUAUUUAGUGUCACACAGCAAAAACUAAAGUCACGCACACAGUUCAGCUGGAUUUUGAACCAAAAAUGAAGUAUCCCCUAGUUCCUUUAAUUAAUGAUCUAACAUUUCCUUUUCUCUUCUUCUGGUUUUGUUUGCCUUUUGGGAUACUAUUGAUCUUACUGAUUUUUUGGUUUCAACAUCUACUUAAUGAAGUUGAAGUUCCCAUUACUAAAGAAAUAAAAAUGCCACCCUGUGAUGAUCCUGAUGGGAAUACUGACCUCAAAUCUGAACAUGAAUCCAGUGGAAAUAACAGCCGAAGCAAGUGCAGAAAAGCCUUAAAAUUUGAUAUGAACUUGACUCCAGUGUUGGAAAAAUUGGGCUGCAGACCUGCUCACUUGAGUUCAAAAGAAACAGAGAAAAGCCUGUCUGCCUGUAUUUCACAGCAACUAAACCAAUGUGGCAGACAGUAUUGUUCUGAGAAGAAUUUGAUGUACAAUACACCUGUGCCUUCUUCACUAGUUGCUUGAGAUUUCCAACAUUCUGUGGAUGCAGCUACUCUCUUCAUCUCUGGUUGCUCAUAUUUCCAGCUCCUUAUCUGCUCGAGGGAAAAGCCUGUUGAAAUCAUGCUUUCCUU